This is a messenger RNA of Diospyros lotus (date-plum), 2194 nucleotides long. RefSeq names its product suppressor of mec-8 and unc-52 protein homolog 2. NCBI's taxonomy places the organism in Eukaryota, Viridiplantae, Streptophyta, Magnoliopsida, Ericales, Ebenaceae. The coding region runs from base 150 to 1862 and encodes 570 amino acids. The record is from RefSeq and is a predicted model, not a curated record. Gene Ontology annotation, cellular component: nucleus. The transcript has 11 exons. Gene Ontology annotation, biological process: mRNA splicing, via spliceosome.
UCUCUUCUCUCCCUUGUGAGCGAGGACUCUGCUCUCGAGUCUCGACCUUACCCUCUGGAAGCUGAAAGCCCUAACGGUGACUCGAUUUGUUUUCCCCACGAAAAGCUGAACGCUGUGUUUCUUCAGGCGAUUCCUCCAAGAAGCAUUCAAUGUCGUCGUCCAAAAGAAACUACAAGGAGAAGAUUAUUCGUCGCAAGACGGACGAGAAGGCGGAGGAACCUGAGCAACCUAAGUAUCGAGACAGAGCUAAAGAACGUAGGGAAGAUCAGAAUCCAGAUUAUGAAAUCACUGAAUUGGGCUCUUUUCAUGCGGUUGCUCCUCCAGGGACUGUGGAUCUUCGGUUGGCUGACGCCCACAAGCUAUCCAUCGAGAAGAGCAAGUAUCUUGGAGGUGAUGUGGAACAUACCCAUUUAGUUAAAGGCUUGGAUUAUGCUUUGCUUCACAAAGUAAGGAGUGAGAUUGACAAGAAGCCAGACGCCGGAGAUGAUGAUGAUGGAAAAUCUAGGGCUCCCAAGGAAGAUCAACCAGUGUCAUUUCGCACAUCAACUGCAAAGUCAGUGUAUCAGUGGAUAGUCAAGCCUCAAACAGUAAUCAAGUCAAAUGAGAUGUUUCUUCCAGGUCGAAUGGCUUUUAUUUUCAAUAUGGAGGGUGGGUUUUCUCAUGAUAUACCAACCACUCUGCAUAGAAGCAAAGCUGACUGCCCAGUCCCAGAGGAAAUGGUUACCGUCAGUGUUGAUGGUUCUGUUCUAGAUCGAAUAGCCAAAAUUAUGUCAUAUUUACGCCUUGGAUCAUCUGGAAAGAUUCUGAAGAAAAAGAAGAAAGAAAGAGAAGUGAAAGGAAAGAUAGCAGCUGUUGGCAAUGAGUAUUAUGAAGAUGAGAGGGUGUCAAAGCAUGAUGGUGGAAUUGUAAAGAAUCAAACUAGCCUAAACCCCCCUCCACCUCCCCCACCUCUGAAAAAGGUACAGCCCGAUCCAAAAGAAAAGCAAGGCCCUGCAGUUGCCAGAGCUGAAGGCGAUGACAUAUUUGUGGGGGAUGGAAUUGAUUAUGCUAUCCCCAGUAAAGAUAUGAGCCAAAGCCCUAUCUCAGAAGACAUGGAGGAGUCCCCUCGCAAUAGGGAAAAAACUUCCUACUUUAGUGGACCUGCUUAUGGUCCGAUCCCGCCCUCUGAACCUUCCCAUGAUUGGCAGCAAAUGAGUGGAUAUGAUGCUAUGCAAGCACAGGCCUUAGCCGGUGGCUAUCAAGCAGAGUGGCAAGAUUACCACUAUGCUGAGCAGCUAGCUUAUCCUGAGCAAUACCUCCAGCCAAACAUUCAGGGUUAUGAUGUCCAAACAGGUUUAAACAUGCAACAGGACCCACGCUUCAUGACUCAAGAGGAGAAAGACAGGGGUUUAGGCUCCGUGUUCAAGCGUGAUGAUCACAGGCUUCAGCAAUUGCGAGAGAAAGAUGCUCGGGAGAAGGAUCCAAAUUUCAUAUCUGAGAGUUACUCUGAAUGCUAUCCUGGAUACCAAGAGUACAACCGUGAGAUUGUUGACAGUGACGAUGAAGAUGACUUAUCGAAAAUGGAUAUGGGUGGAAGGGCAAAGGGUCGUCUCCACCGGUGGGACUUUGAGACUGAAGAGGAAUGGGCAAAAUACAAUGAGCAGAAGGAAGCAAUGCCAAAGGCUGCAUUCCAGUUUGGGGUGAAGAUGCAAGAUGGUAGGAAGACUAGAAAACAGAAUAAAGACCAGAAACUUACUAAUGAGCUGCACAAGAUUAACAAGAUACUUGCCAGAAAGAAGAUGGAGAAGGAGAAGGGUGAGCUAAAUGAUGAUGGGGGCAUCUAUGACGAUGAAUCACAUCCAGGUAAGAAGCUUAGGAUAUAAAGUUUGGUAAUGAGGCCCACAAGAUUGACGAACAUACUAGACAGAAAGAAGUCGGAAAGAAGGAAGGGUGAGAUAGAUGAUAACCGGGCUGGGUGGGGGGUGGGGGGGGUUGCGCCUCUGUGACGCAUUGUCACAUCCCAGGAAGAAGCUUUAGGUAUAAAGCUUGGUGGAUUGGUGACACUAUGUAUCAUUGUAUUUCCAUGUGGUUUUUUCAAAACAGUGGGAUUGGGAAGGUGGUUUGGAAAAUUUUGAAUUGUUUAGGCUAGGCAUAUGAACUGUCUCAGAAGUUUUUGUACUAUCAACCAUAAGGCAGAUCCAUUAUUUGGGUUGGA